Molecule: messenger RNA, 2549 nt
Organism: Grus americana (Whooping crane)
Lineage: Eukaryota; Metazoa; Chordata; Aves; Gruiformes; Gruidae
Gene: RGP1
Product: RGP1 homolog, RAB6A GEF complex partner 1
Exons: 8
Coding region: 251-1687 (478 amino acids)
Biological process (GO): retrograde transport, endosome to Golgi
Cellular component (GO): Ric1-Rgp1 guanyl-nucleotide exchange factor complex; Golgi membrane
Source: RefSeq, a predicted model, not a curated record
GGGGCCGGGGCGGCCUGUGGCGGGCGCGGCGGAGGGCAUGCGAUCCUGUAUCCCUGGCCACUCUGGUGGCCGUUUACGUUUGUGUGUUUGCGGUCGGGGUCGCCACUGAGUCCCCGGGUUGUGGGUGGCAAGGCUGUCCCUCACCCCCCGCAGUAUGUCCUGACCCCCGUUACGUCCGUGUGGGGCUAAGUGGGGGUAUGUAUGUGUAUGGUCAGGGCUGUGCGUGUUACCCUUGCGCACCUGUGUGUGUAUGGCUGGAUCUAUCUCUGCCCGCCCCCCCCCCCCCGCCGUGUGUGUGUGUGCGCGUGCAAGGCCAGGGCAGUCCUUGAACCCUGUACACGUCUGUGCGCUGUGCUUGGAGCUGGAGUUCACCCUGACCUCCCCAUGUGCAUGUGCCAUGCUCGGCUGUUGCCAUUCCCCUGCUGUUACAGCACCCAGCCCUCUCUCCAUGCCCACUGUUGGGUUUUUUUUGGGUUGGGGUUGUGGUUUUUUUUGGCAGGUGUGCAGCAGGGCUGUCCAAGCCAUGAUCGAGGUGUUGGCCAAGCUGGGCCGUGGGCCCGUCUUCCUGGCAGGGGAGAUGCUGGAGUGCGUGAUCACUUUUACCAACCCAUUAUCGGCCUCAUCUACCUCCGCCAGCAGUGAGAUGCUGGCAUGGGCCAGCGCCCAGAUCCACUGCCAGUUUCAUGCCAGCGAGAACCGUGUAGCACUCCCUCCCUCUGAUGGCAGCAAGCACGACGUGCAGGCAGAGAACGAGACAGUCUUCGUCCCCAACAGAGGAGAGCGGGGUCAGUGUAUCCUGUCCACUCCACCAAAGAUUCUCUUCUGUGACUUGCGACUGGAUCCCGGGGAGUCAAAGUCCUAUUCGUACUGUGAAACGCUGCCCAUAGACGGCCCUCCCUCUUUCCGAGGACAGUCAGUGAAGUACGUGUACAAGCUGACCAUCGGCUGCCAGCGUGUCAACUCCCCCAUCAAGCUCCUGCGCGUUCCCUUCCGUGUCCUCGUACUGCACGGACUCAAGGAUUACCAGUUCCCACAGGAUGAGGCCGUUGCACCCUCAAACCCCUUCCUGGAGGAGGAGGAGGGCUUGAAGAAAGACUCUCGUCUGGCAGACCUGGCAACAGAAUUGCUCAUGGUGGCCACCUCUCGACGCAGCCUGCACCUGUAUAACAUCAGCAACACUCGUGGGAAGGUAGGGACGUUCUGCAUCUUUAAGACCGUGUAUAAGAUCGGAGAGGAUGUCAUUGGGACCUUUAACUUCUCAGAAGGAGACAUCCCAUGUCUGCAGUUCUCGGUGAGCCUGCAGACAGAGGAGAGCAUCCAGGAGGAGUUCCAGCGCCGGCGGGGGCAGCCUGUCUCCUUCAGCACGCAUGCCCGCCAUCAGGAAGCUUGCCUGCACACAGCCCAGAGCAGCUUCAGCCUGCCCAUCCCUCUCAGCUCCACCCCAGGAUUCACCACCAACAUUGUGUCCCUGAAGUGGAGGCUGCACUUUGAGUUCGUGACCUCCGGGGAGUCAACGGACACUUGCCUGGUUCGUGGCAGCCAGUCGGAGGCCGUCACCUGGACUGGGGUGGAGCAGAUCGAAGUGGACACUUUCAGCUGGGACUUGCCCAUCAAAGUCCUUCCCACCAACCCCAUCCUGGCUUCCUACGUAUCUCAGUUCUCCAGCACAAACUCCAUCACCAUCUGAAGUGGGGAGAGCUGGUAGGGGUCUGUGGUGCUGCAGGCACGUGCCGUUGGUGGGAAUGGUGGGCAGGACUGUCGCCAGCAUGCUGUGGGGCACAGAUCCCAACGUCCCCUUGGGUUCCUCUGCAAUGCCCAGGUGGGCACCAGGCAAGUCUGCCCUGCCUGUGGGUGGAGGAGCACUGUGCUGGCUGCAGUGUCUUGCACUGCAGCCCUCAGCUGGGAGCCAGACCCAUCUGCCUGGGUGAAGGCAAGAGUCCCAGCGCUCACCAAGAGGAAAUCUGCCUCCCUGGGAAUGGCCCAAUGUACCUUGUACCCCAUGAGGGGCUUCCAAGAGGAAAAGACCUAGCCCAGGGAAAGGAGAGCAGAGCUCUUCCAGUGAAGCCCCGUACCAGCCCUGGGUGAAGGCUGCGCCCCUACAGAGGCAGCCCUCAAGCAGACAUCUGGCGUCCAGAUGAGGCAUGAGGGCCGCCUGGGCUGGGUGGGAGCCUGCUCUCUCCUGGGACACGUCCUGCCUCUUGUUGAGGGGUCUCAUGCACAGCCCAGCAUCCCCAUUAGCCUCACCUGGAGGUCCUGGCAGCUAGCCCUGCACCGCCAGCACAUCCUGGUGUCCUGGAUGUGGCCACAUGCUGUGGCGUGAUCCAAAACUGAAGCACUGAGGGCCUGGGCUGUGGUCUGCCUGCACUCCUGGGUGCAAAGGCGUCCUGCUGGUGUCGGGAUCCUUGGGGAGCUGGACUGAAUGUGUGCUGCGCAUUUAGGAGCUGGGAUGGAGAUCUCCCUGCUCAACAGCCAGCUCCCCAUUUCUACCAAACCUUUCAAAGAGUUUUUCUUUUUGCACGGAAAUCUAAUAAAUAUCUGAAUGUGCAAAA